Molecule: messenger RNA, 387 nt
Organism: Eimeria acervulina
Lineage: Eukaryota; Apicomplexa; Conoidasida; Eucoccidiorida; Eimeriidae
Exons: 6
Coding region: 1-387 (128 amino acids)
Biological process (GO): phosphatidylinositol metabolic process
Molecular function (GO): phosphatidylinositol kinase activity
Source: RefSeq, a predicted model, not a curated record
AUGGACUAUUCCUUACUGCUAGGAAUAUCCUACGCUAGUUGUUCACAAGAUCCCAACAUAUGCCAGGACGGCAUGUUGCAGGUUGACGAUGAUGUUCGCGUGCUGCAUUCGAUGGCACCGAGCUCUGUUUCUUCAAUGAUUGGGAUGGGCGACUGCGACCUCGAACGGCCUUUUUGGAGCAGGGACCUCGGCGGCAUGCAGAGCACUGACCGCACUAAGUUGUAUUACGUCGGAAUCAUCGACAUCCUGACCCAUUGGACGGCUAAAAAGAAAAUCGAGCAUGUUGCUCGUGUUCUGCAGACAGGAAGCACAGCAGGAGCUUCCUGUGUCAACCCUUCCCUCUAUGCCCAGCGUUUUGUUGACUUCAUCUCCAACCACACUGUUUGA